GGCUGGGGGUGUGGCGCCAGGCCUUGGGAGGGCUUCCUGCAGGCUGCUGGGCUGGGGUGAAGGGCUGCUCAGUUUCCUUCAGGGGGCACUGGGAAGCGCCAUGGCACUGCAGGGCAUCUCGGUCGUGGAGCUGUCUGGCCUGGCCCCGGGCCCGUUCUGUGCUAUGGUCCUGGCGGACUUCGGGGCGCGGGUGGUACGCGUGGACCGGCCCGGCUUCCGCUACGACGUGAGCCGCUUGGGCCGGGGCAAACGCUCGCUAGUGCUGGACCUGAAGCAGCCGCGGGGAGCCGCCGUGCUGCGGCGUCUGUGCGAGCGGUCGGAUGUGCUGCUGGAGCCCUUCCGCCGCGGUGUCAUGGAGAAACUCCAGCUCGGCCCAGAGAUUCUGCAGCGGGAAAAUCCAAGGCUUAUUUAUGCCAGGCUGAGUGGAUUUGGCCAGUCAGGAAGCUUCUCCCGGUUAGCUGGCCACGAUAUCAACUAUUUGGCUUUGUCAGGUGUUCUCUCAAAAAUUGGCAGAAGUGGUGAGAAUCCGUAUGCCCCGCUGAAUCUCCUGGCUGACUUUGCUGGUGGUGGCCUUAUGUGUGCAUUGGGCAUUAUAAUGGCUCUUUUUGAACGCACACGCUCUGGCAAGGGUCAGGUCAUUGAUGCAAGUAUGGUGGAAGGAGCAGCAUAUUUAAGUUCUUUUCUGUGGAAAACUCAGAAAUUGAGCCUGUGGGAAGCACCUCGAGGACAGAACAUGCUGGAUGGUGGAGCACCUUUCUAUACGACUUACAGGACAGCAGAUGGGGAGUUCAUGGCUGUUGGAGCAAUAGAACCCCAGUUCUACGAGCUGCUCAUCAAAGGACUUGGACUAAAGUCUGAUGAACUUCCCAAUCAGAUGAGCAUGGAUGAUUGGCCAGAAAUGAAGAAGAAGUUUGCAGAUGUAUUUGCAAAGAAGACGAAGGCAGAGUGGUGUCAAAUCUUUGACGGCACAGAUGCCUGUGUGACUCCGGUUCUGACUUUUGAGGAGGUUGUUCAUCAUGAUCACAACAAGGAACGGGGCUCCUUUAUCACCAAUGAGGAGCAGGACUUGAGCCCCCGCCCUGCACCUCUGCUGUUAAACACCCCAGCCAUCCCUUCUUUCAAAAGGGAUCCUUUUGUAGGAGAACACACUGAGGAGAUACUUGAAGAAUUUGGAUUCAGCCGUGAAGAGAUUUAUCAGCUUAACUCAGAUAAAAUCAUUGAAAGUAAUAAGGCUGGUAGCAAUUUCUGGAUCUUAUACCCACACAGCAACAUCCAGAAAUAA
Symphalangus syndactylus (siamang) is the source of this 1282-nucleotide messenger RNA. It is a transcript of the gene AMACR, whose product is annotated as alpha-methylacyl-CoA racemase. NCBI's taxonomy places the organism in Eukaryota, Metazoa, Chordata, Mammalia, Primates, Hylobatidae. Gene Ontology annotation, molecular function: alpha-methylacyl-CoA racemase activity. Gene Ontology annotation, cellular component: mitochondrion. Gene Ontology annotation, biological process: bile acid metabolic process. The record is from RefSeq and is a predicted model, not a curated record.